Penicillium egyptiacum is the source of this 1107-nucleotide messenger RNA. NCBI's taxonomy places the organism in Eukaryota, Fungi, Ascomycota, Eurotiomycetes, Eurotiales, Aspergillaceae. The record is from the annotation of a GenBank genome assembly.
AUGGCUCCACGUGAGGAGCUGAUUGCUUCAGCUAUUACCUUCCUCCAGGACCCCUCGGUUGCGUCUUCGCCCAUCGAAAAGAGGGUUUCAUUCCUCCAAUCUAAGAACUUGACUCAAGAGGAAGUGGACAUUGCCUUAUCGCGAGUGGGCGAAGACCCGUCUGCCGCGGCCGCAGCUGUAGCUUCGGCAUCCCCGGCGCCUAGCUACUCUUCACCAGUUCCUUACCGGCAACCACAGCCGCCUCAAGGAUACGGCUAUCCUCCAUAUAAUCAAUGGCAGCCGCCUCCUGAACCACCCAAGAGAGAUUGGCGUGACUGGUUUAUUAUGGCAACAGUGGUGGGCGGAGUUGGUUAUGGAUUGUAUACCGUCACAAAGCGUUAUAUCGCACCUUUGAUCGCCCCACCGACCCCUCCUCAGCUGGAGCAAGAUAAAGCGAACAUCGAUGAGCAAUUCUCACGUGCUUUUACUCUGAUUGAACAACUAUCGACCGACACUGCUGCAUUGAAGACCGCCGAGGAAGCCCGCUCCGAGCGCUUGGAUGGGGCUCUCAAGGACGUGGAGAAUCUUGUUGCUGAUCUCAAGAACUCAUCCCGCCGAAGAGAUGAUGAGACUCGUCGCAUUAGCGACGAGGUGAAGUCGUUGAAGGAUGCCAUUCCCAAGGCCCUUGAAGGUGCCCGGGAAGGCAAUGAGAACCGACUGAAGGAGCUCGGAACUGAGCUCAAGAGCUUGAAGACCUUGCUGGGCAACCGACUUGGUGGUAGCGGUGCUACCCCUGUUGCUGGCAGGACCGUUGGAUCUACUCCCAUCCCCAGUACUCCUCGCCCGGUAUCGGAAGAGACCCCCGCUACUCCCGCUCCUCCUGCCGCUACCAACAGUUUGGCUGCUACUGUGACUCCAACUGAGCAGGAGCCUACUCAAGCCGCGGCCCCAGCAAGCACGAGCCAGAGCCCCAACCCCCUCUCCCAGCUUGGUCGGUCUGCCUCCAUCCCGGCAUGGCAAAUGGCCGCGGCCAACCGGUCGAAGGCUAAUUCGCAGUCGAGCGCACCUGCCACACCUGCUGAAAACACCGCUAGCCCGAGCGUGGAGCAGAGCGCUCCUGUCAGCUAA